AUGGGUCAAGCAGCUUGGGUAACAAAGGAACAAGUCAUAGAGUGGUUUGCCACCUAUCCGCUUACUGCUGGUACUGAAGCCGAGCUGGUAGACGCCCAUAGUAGUGCCGAGGAUGUCAAUUCAAAUGACCGAAAGAAGAAGGAGAAGAUCUACCACUGGUAUUUUAAUCAUUCACGUGGCACGACAAGCGGUACAGGGUCACAAAAACUUCUCGACCUCGCUGGCAAAUGCAAGGGCCAACUCCUGCCGUGGCAAACAUACUCUCGCCUAUAUCACAAAGGCGAAUUCAAGAUGAAGAUGGAGAAGGAAUAUGGCGCUUACGUGCAGGCUUUUGUUCCGACCAUCGAGAAGGAUAGUCCAAUGAAGUUCCUUGAGUGGCAGAAGAAUCGUUUCAACAAGCUUCUUCGAGAGGCAACACCGGAGGUCAAAGCAGAGGUUGAGCAGAUAGAGCAAGACAGUGAAUACCUCUAUGGUAUCCAAAGCGCAAUGGACUCCUUGCCCAAGACACUUGAUGCGGCUGCUAACCAGAUAUAUGUGAAGACUGGUUGCGUGGUUGCAAUCCUCGUCGGGGGUCCUCAGCCACGGCUAGGCGGCCAGAUCACAAGUUGGUUUGUGCAUCGCGGUAAGACAGCGGGUGAUGAGUUAGAGUUCGACGAAGCACUACCUGAUUUGGAAGCGCCUGAGAUAUGUGAAGCUCGAGCACUCCAACCUAUUGUAUCACUGUUGACCUCACAUGGCCUCACACCAGUGGUUGCUGUAGCCACGCAGCCCACAGCCCCGUCAUGUAGCCUCAUGCCAAGGGUUGCUGCAGCUACUCAGUCUGUGGCCCUGCAGCCUGCACCUACUGCAAUGGAACCUGUAGCCCAGCCUGCCGUGGCUUGUACACCCGGUGCUAUCACCACCACCAUGUCAACAAUGUCCACUGCGACCAAGUGUGGUAUCACUCCAACACUCACUACUGUACCACUGCCUAGUACUGCGGUAACACCCUCUACUACAACUACUGCAACGACGGCACCUGCUACAUCGCCAACUCCCUCACCAACGCCUGCAACAAUGGCGGCACCUUCUCCCUCACCAACUCUGCCAGCAAUGGAUGUUGAUAUUGCGUCGUCAAACAAGACAGAGGUUUCACUGUCCACUCAUGUCCUGAUUCCGGUCCAGUGGAUCAAGACUUGGUUCGAUUUUUUCGGAGGUCUUGAGUUUGAAGAUCCUUCGGUUCAUUCAGCCUUCCUUCCAUCCAAACAACGACCCCGUGAGGUUGGAGUAUGGACAAAUAAUAAUCGCCCCAUGAAAUCCCCCUUGGUGCCGGUUACUGACAUUCCUGGCUAUGCUCAGCAGUGGUUCGUGUGGUGGGCCUCCUGCCAACCAGACUGGCGCAACAAGGAGGCACUCAUCCGAGAGGACGCGCGUCCUGCAGGUGAUUGGCUCUGUCUUCGUCGCAGACGGAAGAAUGGGUUCUUCAUCGUCCUUCUCAGCCUUGCAUGUUGGUGUGAGGCUAUUGUCAAUGAUACUGAUUGUGUUUCUUUCACCAAGGCUAUGGGUGAUGUGGCUUGGGUGUUGAGUCAAAUGACUGCUAGCACCCCCAGCAUGAAGUGUGUGCGCAAUGCUCAUGACGAUGAAGGUUCAUCUACCCUCCGCAAGUGCCUCCGUAAAUGA
Suillus clintonianus is the source of this 1659-nucleotide messenger RNA. RefSeq lists its product as uncharacterized. The record is from RefSeq and is a predicted model, not a curated record. The transcript is spliced from 11 exons. NCBI's taxonomy places the organism in Eukaryota, Fungi, Basidiomycota, Agaricomycetes, Boletales, Suillaceae. The coding region runs from base 1 to 1659 and encodes 552 amino acids.